Messenger RNA from Exophiala spinifera, 1233 nucleotides. RefSeq lists its product as uncharacterized. Bases 1 to 1233 code for a protein of 410 amino acids. The transcript has 2 exons. The record is from RefSeq and is a predicted model, not a curated record. NCBI's taxonomy places the organism in Eukaryota, Fungi, Ascomycota, Eurotiomycetes, Chaetothyriales, Herpotrichiellaceae. Gene Ontology annotation, biological process: mitochondrial transmembrane transport.
AUGUCGACAUCUCCCAACCUCGACAUAACCACCUCGCAGCGAAUGGUCUCCGCCACUUGGGGCAGCGUCUUGACCUCGCUUCUUGUCACACCUCUCGAUGUCGUGCGUGUGCGAUUACAAGCGCAGCAUGCUCCGACGCCCGUCAACCUCUCCCGCUUCGCCGCAUACUCUACUAACUUCAAACAACUCCCUCCGGACCUAGGUGUCAACUCAUGUUGCCGAGAAGUCUUCUGGGUAGGCAACAACGGCCAAUUCUGCCUGGCUGGAAAUACCCAGACACAAAUUGCCGAUGCGGCAGCACAUGAAUGCGCCGUGGAAGAGACGCAACGGAAGACGUUCAAUUCAACUUUGGACGGGCUGAAAAAGAUUGCGAGGAAUGAGGGAUACACUACGCUGUGGCGUGGAUUGUCUCCGACAUUGAUGAUGGCAAUCCCCGGCAAUGUCAUCUACUUCACAGGCUACGACUGGCUCCGGUACAGUCAUGCCAGCCCGCUCAAGAAAUUGACUAGCGAUGUCUAUGUCCCUCUUGUUGCUGGCUCGAUUGCUCGAGUAGCGGCAGCCAUUGCGGUCUCUCCGAUCGAAAUGUUCCGAACCCGAAUGCAAGCGACGGCCGGGACCAGUGUUUUCAAAGAAACCUUGCUCGGAAUGCACCGAAUGACGCAGACCCAGGGCUACACUUCACUGUGGCGGGGAUUGACCCUGACGAUGUGGCGCGAUGUGCCCUUUUCCGGAAUAUACUGGUGGGGAUACGAGGCUGUACGGAACCGACUGACGGAUGCACGGGAAGCUGCCAAAGGCCACGAGCUCAGUCCCGGGAGAUCUCUGACGGGAGCACGAGAGUCCCAGGCAAAUGAAAGUCACAUGACAACAUUUAUCGAUAGCUUUCUGGCAGGCUCGAUUUCUGGCGCAGUCGCCGCAUUCGUGACCACACCAUUUGACGUUGGAAAGACGCGUCAGCAGGUAUAUCACCACGCCGGAGACGAUGCCCCUUCAGUUGUGGCUGCAAAGGAACUUUCGAAGCAGGGCAAACAUAUCCCCGAAGAGCUGUCGCUGCCACGGUUCCUAUAUCACAUUUUCCACGAAGAAGGGAUGGCCGGAUUAUUCAAGGGGUGGGCCGCACGUUGCAUGAAGGUCGCUCCCGCCUGCGCCAUCAUGAUCAGCAGUUAUGAGGUUGGAAAGAGAUGGGCGCGGCGAGUGAAUGAGAAGAGGGAGCUCAGCAAGGUUGAAGCCUGA